Molecule: messenger RNA, 4404 nt
Organism: Coregonus clupeaformis (lake whitefish)
Lineage: Eukaryota; Metazoa; Chordata; Actinopteri; Salmoniformes; Salmonidae
Product: receptor-type tyrosine-protein phosphatase zeta-like
Exons: 30
Coding region: 161-4171 (1336 amino acids)
Biological process (GO): peptidyl-tyrosine dephosphorylation
Molecular function (GO): protein tyrosine phosphatase activity; protein binding
Source: RefSeq, a predicted model, not a curated record
UCAUCUUCGUGUAGAACAGUCGCACCGGAGAAACGGGGACAACACAACAACUCCCAACAUGAAACAAUUGUGAAACCGUCACGCUUGCCGGGAGUAUCUUUCCCAGAACUAUACACUACCUUUUUAUUGUCUCCGCCGACGUUGGUGAGCUUGAUGAAAUAUGGAAACGGCUGUUUCAAGAGGCUUCCUAUUGCUCACUCAGCUCUUGCUCGUCUGUCAAUUAGCUGAACCGGUGCAAGGAUACGGAUACCGGGCCCAGGCCGCCCAGCGCAAAUUCUCUGAAGACAUCGACUGGUCCUAUGCGGGGACUCUAAACCAAAACAACUGGGCCAACAAGUAUCCAUCAUGCAGCAAUACCAGACAGUCACCCAUCAACAUCGAGGAGGAGCUGACGCAGGUCAAAGUUCAGUUCCAAAAGCUGAAGUUCGAGGGCUGGGAGGAGGUGACGUCUGAUAGGACCACCAUCAAGAACGACGGCAAGACCGUGGCAGUGAACCCAGAGGGGGACUUCUAUGUGAGUGGAGGGGGGCUGAGGGGCAGGUUUAAGGUGGGGAGAAUCACCUUCCACUGGGGGCGCUGCAAUGCUUCCUCAGAGGGCUCCGAGCACAGCCUCAGCGGGGUCAAGUAUCCCCUGGAGAUGCAGAUCUACUGUUAUGAAGCGCUUCACUUUGAGUCCAUAGACCAGGCCAUCAAGGACGGGGGCAGGAUCACAGCUCUCUCUGUACUGUUAGAGACAAGCAUCGAAGACAAUGACAACUACAUGGCCAUUAUCGACGGAGUCAACAGUGUCAGCCGAUUCGGUAAGAGUGGGAUGGUGGUUCCCUUCUCUCUCCGGGGCCUCCUGCCCAACUCCACAGAGAAGUACUUCACCUACAAUGGCUCCCUCACCACCCCACCCUGCACUGACACCGUGGAGUGGAUCGUCUUCAAGAACACUGUGGCCAUCUCUGACAUGCAGCUGGAGAUGUUCUGUGAGGUGAUGACCAUGCAGCAGGCAGGCUAUGUGAUGUUGAUGGACUACCUGCAGAACAACUUCAGGGAGCAGCAGCAUCAGUUCAUGGGACAGGUCUUCUCCUCCUAUACCGGCACAGAGGAGGUCCUCACUCCCACCUGCAGUUCAGAGCCGGAGAACGUGCAGGCGGACCCCCAUAACCUGACCAGCCUGCUGGUGAUGUGGGAGCGGCCGAGGGCGGUGUACGACGCCGGGAUAGAGAAGUACUCAGUCACCUACAGGCUGGCUCAGGGAGAGGACUCUGCGGCCUUCGAGUACUUGACUGACGGAGACCAGGAUGUGGGGGCCAUGCUGCAGGACCUGAUAGCAAACACUAGCUAUGUGGUGCAGGUGGUGGCCGUGUGCACCAACGGUCUGUACGGCCGCGUGAGCGAGCAGCUGAUCGUCGAAAUGCCCAUCGACGACCCCGAGGCCACCACUUAUCCAAAUUCUAAUGAAUUUGAAGAGGAAGAGGACUAUGGACCGUGGGCUGAACCGGGUGAAGAACAGGACAAUGACAUGGACUGGACAACCCAAAGCCCUACGAGAACCAGGCCCACAACAACCACUGGCCCACCCAGCCUCCCCUUGCCUGGUAUCAGAACCACCACCCCUUUUGUCCAGAGGAGAACCACCACACCAGGCACUCCAUCCAGGACCACUCAACCCAACCGAGCGCAGACGUCCACGGAGCCGAGUGAGAGGUACUACACCACAACCAGAGCACCAGAGGGGGCCGUCUCGGCAGGCAGCAGAGGCAGGGGGAGAACCCAGAAGUAUACCACUACAGCGACCACUCUGCCAUCACGCACUGAUGACAUCACCACUUCGUCAACCAGGACGGAGAAGGGCAGAGGGGUGGCGCGUCCUGUGACCGUCCCAAGCGGCAAAGGCAGCGGUGUUUCCAUGGCUACCCCUCUCCCGGAAAGCCGGAACGUGGCCACUUCCGCCCCCUUCCUCUCUCAGGGAGAACCACCACGGCCUACAAGUCCCAACAUGCCCUUGUUUUCAUCCACUGCCUCCUCCUUCGGCGGGGUACUCUCGCAGACCACACAGCCGGUGUUCAACGAGGCCAGUAACAGCAGCCAUGAGUCCAGGGUGGGUCUGGCCAGGGAGAGAGAGAGGAGGGCCGUGGUCCCUCUGGCAGUGGUCUCCACCCUCACCAUCCUGGGACUCAUCGUCCUGCUGGGAAUCCUCGUCUACUGGAGGAAGUGUUUCCAGAUUGCCCAUUUCUACAUAGAGGACAACACAUCACCCAGAGUCAUAUCUGUUUCACCCAUACCCAUGCAUACAGCUACAGAUGAACAUGAAGCCCUUCCGGUGAAGCAGUUUGUCGAGCACGUGACAGAGCUCCACGACACCAACGCAUUCUCCAGAGAGUUUGAGAUAUUGAAAGAGUGUUACGAGGAGGUGCAGGCGUGCACGGUGGACCUGGGUAUCACCACAGACGGCUCCAACCAUCCAGACAACAAGAACAAGAACCGAUACAUCAAUAUCCUGGCCUAUGACCACAGCCGAGUAAGGCUCUCAACCCAAGCUGACAAAGAUGGGAAGAGUGGAGAUUACAUUAACGCAAACUACAUUGACGGUUUCAACACGUCCAAGGCCUACAUUGCAGCCCAGGGCCCUCUCAAGUCCAGCACUGAGGCCUUCUGGAGGAUGGUGUGGGAACAGAACGUGGGCGUCAUCAUCAUGAUUACCAACCUGGUGGAGAAGGGACGGAGGAAGUGCGACCAGUACUGGCCCCUGGAGAGCCAGGAAGAGUACGGUGGUUUCCUGGUGACGGUGAAGAGCAGUAAGGUUCUGGCCCACUACACCCAGAGAACCUUCACCAUCAGGAACACCAAGGUCAAAAAGGUUUCUCUGAAGGGGCGGAUUAACGAGCGGACCGUGACCCAGUACCACUACACUCAGUGGCCAGACAUGGGCGUGCCGGAGUACACUCUGCCCGUGCUCACCUUUGUCCAGAAGUCCUCCAAAGCCAGGACAGAUGACAUGGGGCCUAUCGUAGUGCACUGCAGUGCUGGCGUUGGCAGGACUGGUACCUACAUAGUGUUGGAUAGCAUGCUGAAGCAGAUCAAAGAAGAGGGCACGGUCAACAUCAUGGGCUUCCUCAAACACAUCCGCACACAGAGGAACUACCUGGUACAGACAGAGGAGCAGUAUGUGUUCAUCCACGACGCCCUAGUCGAGGCUAUCUUGGGCAAGGAAACGGAGGUUCCCUCCAGCCGCAUUCACAGCUACGUCAAUGACCUCCUGACCCCAGGGCCCUCCGGCAGGACGCGGCUAGAGAAACAGUUUAAGCUGAUAUCCUCGUCCAAUGCCAAACAGUGCGACUACUCGGCAGCCCUGAAAGAGUGUAACAGAGAGAAGAACAGAAACUCCUCUUUAAUACCCGUUGAAAGGUCGCGGGUGUGUCUGUCCACGGUGGCGGGAGAAACUACAUCAGACUACAUCAACGCCUCAUACCUCACGGGGUACCGGCAAAGCACUGAGUUCAUCGUGACCCAGAACCCGCUGGCCGGCACAGUGACAGACUUCUGGAGGAUGAUCUGGGAUCACAAUGCUCAGGUCAUCGUCACACUGCCGGAAACACCAAGCUUGGCAGAGGGGGAGGAGCCGUACGUGUACUGGCCCCACAAGGAGCAGCCAAUCAGCUGUGAGGCGUUCACAGUGACCCUGCGGAGCGAGAACCACGUGUGUCUGGCCAACGAGGAGAUGCUGGUGGUGCAGCACUACGUACUGGAGGCUACACAGGAUGACUAUGUUCUGGAGGUGAGGCACUACCGGGCGCCGCGCUGGCCCAACCCAGACAGCCCCAUCAGCAGCACCUUUGAGCUGCUCAGCCUGGUGAAGGAGGAGAGCUCCUCCAAGGAGGGCCCCACGGUGGUCCACGACCAGGUUGGCGGUGUUACUGCGGGAACCUUCUGUGCCCUGUCUACUCUGGUGCGCCAACUAGAGGCAGAGAGCUCUGUGGACGUGUACCAGGUGGCCAAGAUGUUCAACCUCAUGAGGCCCAGAACCUUCACUGAUGUUGAGCAGUAUCAGUUCCUGUACAAAGCCAUGCUGAGUCUGGUGGGCACACAGGAGGACGAGAGGAUGCUCCAGUCCUCAGACAACAACGGAACGGUCCCAGGUGGCACCGCCAGCACGGCAGAGAGCCUUGAGUCCCUGGUGUAACCAUUUACAUUAUAGUAAUUUAGCUUACAGGAACAAUUAGGGUUAAGUGCCUUGCUUAAGGGCACAUCGACAGAUUUUGUUACCUAGUCGAACCAGAGACCUUUCAGUUACUGGCCCAACGCUCUUAACCGCUAGGCUACCUGCCGCGCUAUGGCAACAGGGCCCCUAACUUGUCAGUAUGGAUUCUUGCCUGACUCACAAUUUUCUGUUUUCUGUUUUUAAAAACAGCAGCU